AUGGGCGAACCACGGGAACAGCACGUUGAAGGAUAUCUCGGCAAUUCGGGAGCGACGAGAAGCACUACGUACGCUCGGUAUGCUCUUGUUGCGUGGCCAGCAGCACGUGACGUCGAGAAUUCGUUCACGUUUAUUGACGCCAAUGCAGCAGUUGGCACUCUUCAAGCUCAGAGACCUGUAGAUGCUAGCACUCUGAGGACGUUUAUGGAAGCGGUUGCUUCAAAGUUUGCGGAGAACCGGCCGUCACUACAUUCAUGGACUGAACCACAGACUGCGUCGGUUGGAUUUUGCCGAUCAAUGUGCGAUCUCUUGGUCGAUGCUAGACUCGUGAAAAUGUUCUUCUACAACUUCGUAAGAGGCAUGGAUUCUUAUGAAAAUAAGGAUGGACUUGCUUCUGGCUUUGGUGCACUAGCUCGUCGUUUCGACUGGAGCGGUAUUGGCUCCGAGAUUCUGGAAUCCUUGGGUGACACAGUGGAUCCUAUGAGUAUGGACAUGGGCAUGCAUAUGUAA
This is a messenger RNA of Phytophthora nicotianae INRA-310, 510 nucleotides long. RefSeq lists its product as hypothetical. The transcript has a single exon. Bases 1 to 510 code for a protein of 169 amino acids. Lineage: Eukaryota; Oomycota; Peronosporomycetes; Peronosporales; Peronosporaceae. The record is from RefSeq and is a predicted model, not a curated record.